AUGCACGGUUCCGCCUCCCGCACACCCUCCGGCCGGGUCAUCCACACACCGCCACCACUGCCCCACAAAGUCACGGCCGCUGUCCCCACGGCCCAUGCACCUGGCCGGACUACAACUCCCGGCGUGACCCCGGGCUGCUGGGGGGUGGGGGUGGGCGACGCGGCGCCUUCUGGGAAUUGUAGUCCAGCGCCGCCGCGUCGCCUCCCGGAAGCGUCCGCCCGCGCGCCAGCGGGUGAGGUGGGUCUGGGUGGGGUUCCUCCCGGAUUGCCGGAGAGAAACUACGGGAAACCUCGAGGCGGCGAACGCCUGCGGUGGUCUAAGCGAGAUGUGUGGGACCGACACGCGCAGAUGGGGAGCGAGGGGCUGACCCCGAGCCGCGCGUGGACCGACAGACGGACAGACCGAGUGUGGAACUCUGUUCCAGUGCGGGACCGGCUGACUGACCAGUUGUAUGUGUACCCAGUUCCAAGGCUCCAGCCAUCCCAUAUCUCACUGGAGGUCUGCUGCCCAGUGGCCAUCCCCAAGAGCCUUGUGAGCCCGGUGCCCUGGGAACAGUAUGACUUUCUGCGAGUGAAGGUCGAGGAUGAGGAGGCCAGCUUCUCUCAGGUCCAGGAGUCUAACUUUGGCCACACCUCCCACCCUGAGGCUGCGCGUCUGUGCUUCCCUCUGAGGAGGCUUCCCCACCCACGUGAGGCCCUGGCCCGACGCCGGGAGCUGUGCCGCCUGUGGCUGCGGCCCGAGGCGCACUCCGAGGAGCAGAUGCUGGAGCUGCUGGUGCCGGAGCAGUUCCUGGGCGCGCUGCCCCCCGAGAUCCAGGCCUGGGUGCGGGCUCGGUGCCCCGAGAGUGGCAAGGAGGGUGUGGUGCUCGUGGAGGACCUGACUCAGACGCUGGACGAGAGAGGGUGGCUGGUGCUGGGAUCUGAGCUCUCAGAGGCGAGCUGUAAGCAGAGCAAUUCGGAUGAGUCAGAGCCGUUGGACAGGGCCACUGAAACCCUGGUAGGAGAGCUUUCCCCAGGACCCACCUUGGAUGCCUGCGAACCUGAGGGCAGCUCAGAGAGGCAGGCUGGACUCUCAGGGAAGAUGUGGACAAAGUCUGUCACCCAAGAGAUGGAUUUCAGGAAAACUUCAGGGCCUCACAAGGGCGCCCUCACAGACCAGCCCGGCUGUGAAGCUGGUGCUUUGGAGGACAGUCCCAACGUGUGGCCAGACUUCACCUCCCAAGAGAAGACUCCUUCCAGAGAGAAAGUGGAUCCACUGGAUGGUUAUGGCACAGAGCCUCCAGGCACGUACUUGGGGAGGAAGCCCUCCAAGUGUGGUGAGUUGAAGACGUUCCGGAGCCCCUUGGCCCUGGAGGCCCAGCAGAAGAGCCAUGCUCGGAAGAUGCCCCACACCUGCAGUGAGGGUGGGAAAGCCUUCAGCCGGAGUGCACACCUGGCCCAGCACCAGGUGGUCCACAUGGGGGCCAAGCCCCACGAAUGCAAGGAGUGCAGGAAGGCCUUCAGCUGGCUCACCCACCUGACCCAGCACCAGAGGAUCCACACCGGGGAGAAGUCCUAUGCGUACGAGGAGUGCGGCAAGGCCUUCAGCCAGAGCACCCACCUGACCCAGCACCUGCUCACCCGCACAGGGGAGAAGCCCUACAGGUGCUACGCCUGCGGCUGAGCCUUCAGCGACUGCUCGGCUCUGAUCCGGCACCUGAGGAUCCACUCUGAAGAGAAGCCCUGUCAGUGUCAGGUUUGUCCAAAGGCCUUUGCACAGAGCUCAUCCCUCAUCGAGCACCAGAGGUUCCACACGGGGGAGAAGCCCUACAAGUGCAGCGACUGUGGGAAGGCCUUCAGCCACAUCUCAGCCCUCGUGGUUCACCUGCGGAUCCACAUCACCGUCCUGCAGUGACCGAGGAAGGCUCCCCACAGUGGCUUAGCAUCGAAGAGAAACCUGAGUUCUGAAAGAGCUGGGAGGGGCAGGGUGGGUGACUGAUGAAUCCCCCCAAAUUACCAGAUGCUAAAGGGCAAACUCUGGGGCUGUCCGGGAACAACUCUUCAUUCUGGGACCCAGAUGGAGGCCCCUGAUGAACAUAAAGCUAUUCAGGUCAUCUGGCGAAGCUUCCAGAAGGCUCCUGCUGCCCUCCAUACCCCACUCAAGCCCAUCUCAGAGAGAGGACAGCUGAGCUGAGGAUGUGGAUUGGUCCUCGGAGCCAAGGCAGUCAGGGUCAAGUUGCUCUCAGGACUCAGUGGUCCCUGGAUGCUUGGGGUGGGGAGGCUCCAGCUUCACAUUCCCACAUGGCGUCUCUUCUUGCCUGUUCCUCUCCCGCGUAGCCCAGGAGGGACACCUGCCCACGCCCACCUCUGUGCCUUCACACAUGCUGUUUCCCUCCACCUGUUCAUGUCUGACUCCAAGGCCAGCUUGUGAGGCUGCCUUUUUCAGACCCUCAGCCUCUAUCACAUCUUCUGUGUCCUAAGGUUACGGCUGGCCGCUUGCCUGGCAUCCGUUUCUCCCUCCCUUCUCCUUCCACAUCCCGCCAGUCGUCAGCCCUGCUGGUUUUACCUACAACCACCUCUGCUCCAUCUCCUCCGCCUUUGUUACCUUCUGCAAGCCCACAUCACCUGUCACCUGGCUUCCAGCAGGGGCCUCCUUCCUGACCCCUUCCUGCUUUCAUCACACACACAUCACACACCACACACAUCCCAGACCACACAUGUACACACCCCAUGUACAUACACACACCACACACAUCCCAGACCACACACACACACACACACCACACACAUCCCAGACCACACACAUCCCAGACCACACAUCUACACACACCACGUACAUACACACACCACACACACACACCACACACAUCCCAGACCACACACAUACACACACCACACACAUCCCAGACCACACACAUACACACCACACACAUCCCAGACCACACACAUAUACACACCACACACAUCCCAGACCACACAUAUCACAGACCACACACAUCGCAGACCACACAUCUACACACACCACGUACAUACACACACCACACACAUCCCAGACCACACACACACACACACACCACACACAUCCCAGACCACACACAUCACAAACCACACAUCUACACACACCACGUACAUACACACACCACACACAUAAUACACACACCACACACAUACCACACACCACACACAUACACCCACACCCACACACCACAUACACACACCACACACAUACAGACUCCACACACAUACCACAUACCACACACAUACCACAUACCACACACAUCCCAGACCACACACAUACACACACCACACACAUCCCAGACCACACACACACACACACCACACACACUCACCACACACACAUCACACACAUCACAGACAUACACACCACACACACACACACACACACACACACCCCAUUGUUUUCUUUUCCACACCAGCCUCCAGCAGGCUCUUUCCACAGCCCAAAUCCGAUUGUAUCUCUCCAUGUGGGAAGCUUUCCACUGCAUCACCUUCUACAGCAAAGCUUCCUGAAUGGGUUACAAGUUUGCCAAGAUAUAAGUUGCUUUGGGUGCCAAGCCGUCUCUCCAGUUACCUUCCUAUGUGUGUAGGAAUACUGUCAUUUUUCUGUGUGUGCAGUGAAGAUGGUUUCCAAGUACUGCCCUGCGGGAUAAACCUCAGAUCCGUCACCUGCUGUUCACGGUCAUCCGUGACUGGCCCCCAGCCUUUGUCUCCCGUGGCCACACCUCCCACGCACCAGCCACACGGAACAACGUGCGGUUCCUGAAGAAGCCACCCUUUUUCCCGCGAACGUGCCUUUGUGCCUGUGCCUGGAACCCGCCUCUCUCCUUCCCUCCAAGAGGUUUCCAGUGUCCCUCCCCAGCCACCUCAGACAGCCUUCAGCUCGCCCCCUGUGCUUCCAGAGCGCCUCCCCCUUGCUCCUCUUAAGCCUCCUGUCAUAUUAUAUGUACUCCUUACAGAGCUUGGAAAC
Mesoplodon densirostris (Blainville's beaked whale) is the source of this 3966-nucleotide messenger RNA. It is a transcript of the gene ZSCAN22, whose product is annotated as zinc finger and SCAN domain containing 22. The record is from RefSeq and is a predicted model, not a curated record. Lineage: Eukaryota; Metazoa; Chordata; Mammalia; Artiodactyla; Ziphiidae. Gene Ontology annotation, molecular function: RNA polymerase II cis-regulatory region sequence-specific DNA binding; DNA-binding transcription factor activity, RNA polymerase II-specific. Gene Ontology annotation, biological process: regulation of transcription by RNA polymerase II.